CAUUCACAUAGUUUUCAGUAUCAUCACCAAUACCACCACGACAUCGCAAAAGUAAAACGCUUGCUAGUACACCUUCGGUUCUCGUGAAUAAUACUCAAUAAUACCCGGCAUGGCGCCUACACAGCUUCCGGCCUCGGGAAACCCCCUGGUGUUCUUCGACAUUACCCUUGGAGGCGAGCCCCUCGGUCGCAUCACCUUUGAGCUCUUCAAGGAUACAGUGCCACGAACGGCAGAGAACUUCCGCCAGUUCUGCACCGGCGAGUCUAAGGAUAGCCGCGGACAGCCCCAAGGGUAUAAGGGUAGCAAAUUCCACCGAAUUAUCCAAAACUUCAUGUGCCAGGGUGGUGAUUUCUUGAAUGGCAACGGAACGGGGAGCACUUGUAUCUAUGGCACCAAGUCGUUCCAAGACGAGAACUUUACCUUGAAACAUACGCAGGGCGGUUUGCUCUCCAUGGCGAACUCGGGCCCGAACACGAAUGGAAGCCAGUUCUUCAUCACUACUACGCUUACCCCUCACCUAGACGGGAAACACGUCGUCUUUGGAAAGGUUGUUGACGGCAUGGACGUUGUCUCGAAGAUGGAGAAGACGAAGACUGGUCGUAAGGGCCGCGAUGUCCCGGAUUUAGAUGUCGUUAUCGCUCAGUGCGGUGAGCUAUGAUCGGUUUAUCAAGGGCUAGUGGGAAAGGUGGCAAUGUAAUCUCCGAUGUAGACGGUAUAUGGGCGCUCGGGAAAAGGAAAAAAUAGGGUAGCUGGUUUGCUGCAAUGCUGGUGACCUAGGUGCGAAUAUCUACACCGUGGCCUGGCUCGAGUUAGGACAUAUGAUGGAGGAGAUAGGUAUCACAAUACCCGGGCCUCACAGAGUGCUUGUUAUGGUAGAUGCCAAAUCACAACGCAAAAGCAAAUGCAAAGUCCACAAACAAUCUAGGACGGA
Xylaria bambusicola is the source of this 931-nucleotide messenger RNA. Its product is annotated as putative U-snRNP-associated cyclophilin. Bases 110 to 658 code for a protein of 182 amino acids. The record is from RefSeq and is a predicted model, not a curated record. Gene Ontology annotation, biological process: protein folding; protein peptidyl-prolyl isomerization. Lineage: Eukaryota; Fungi; Ascomycota; Sordariomycetes; Xylariales; Xylariaceae. The transcript is spliced from 6 exons. Gene Ontology annotation, cellular component: intracellular membrane-bounded organelle. Gene Ontology annotation, molecular function: peptidyl-prolyl cis-trans isomerase activity.